AUGGAGACGACUACAGCAGGUGAAGAAUUCUCUUUUUCAUCUACGGAAUUCCAACAACCAACAACAUCGAGUUCCGGGGGAGAAACUAUGAAUUCGACUCCAUACGAUGAAGUUACAUCACGAGUUUCUGACAUGCUGGAGAGUAACACAUCAACUCAAGUAAUCACGACAUCUGAUACGGAAGUUAUGGAAACAACAACUUCUAGUGUGAUUGAAGAAACCACAAAUGAAUACUCUUCUUCGCAAUAUUGGUCUGCAUCAAAUGAUGCGACUGGGUUCUCUUAUGUCACAAUGGCAAGAAGUGAUACUACAAAUCAGAUUUCGUCUUCUACUGGCUUACAGUCGGAUACGUCUACAAUUUUUGAGACUUCCUCAGCUCUUCCAACUGCUCAAACAUUCCCUUCUUCAUCGGAACCAAUAGUAAGCUCUUCGAUCUCGCCAUCAACAGCUGACGGUACUGAGGAUCUCUCCACUACGUUGGCGACUUCAGAAACAAAUAGCUUCACCUUCUUCUCAUUGGCUUCUACGGGGUCUGAAGCUAUCACGACGGAAAAAUCUUCAACACUAGAAUUUGUAUCGACUAAUUCGGAAACAGUUAGCCCAAUUACAUUUUCAUCCACUGAAUUCUCAGAGUAUGAACCUACUACAACUGAGAUGACGCUUUCAGCAACAACACAUGUGACGCCAAUUCCAGACACAGAAGAUCCGAUUGCUUCCUCAUCAACUUUCUCAGAGUCUGAAGCUAGUACGAUCGAAAAAAUAAUAGAAUCUUCAACACUUGCGUCAGCAACUACAAAGACAGACAGAGUAAUAGACACAGAGAGCGCAGUCACUAUACUAUCAACUUUCUCUGAAUCUCAAGCUACUGUAACAUCUUCAACCGCUAUUUCUGACACGGAGGGCCCUAUUUCAUCUUCAUCCGCCUCUUCGGAGUCUGAAACUGAAACAUCUGAAGCAAAGCCUUUGACUUCAACCGCUGAAUCAGCAACUUCGACAGAAAGCACUAUCAUUCUCUCAUCAGCAUCCUCCGUGCCAGGAUCUACUACGUUAUGGCCCACCAUUGUAUCUUCCCUCUCAACACUUUCGCAAACAAGUGAUGCUCCAAUCACGGAACCCCAGCAAGAAACACUACGUCCAACUCUCGCUUCGACAGCAGAAGUCACCGCUAUUAGUGAGCUUACGUCACUUUUGACUUCUACUCAGCUGCAGACGGAACCAGCUACAGCACCUGUGAGCAGCAAUGAUUAUACUGUAAGUUUGGAAAUAAGAUAA
This is a messenger RNA of Strongylus vulgaris, 1272 nucleotides long. The record is from the annotation of a GenBank genome assembly. Lineage: Eukaryota; Metazoa; Nematoda; Chromadorea; Rhabditida; Strongylidae.